Messenger RNA from Schistocerca serialis cubense, 622 nucleotides. RefSeq lists its product as uncharacterized. The record is from RefSeq and is a predicted model, not a curated record. The transcript is spliced from 5 exons. Bases 283 to 618 code for a protein of 111 amino acids. Lineage: Eukaryota; Metazoa; Arthropoda; Insecta; Orthoptera; Acrididae.
UCCUCGGUGCAGUGCGGUGCGCGGCGAUGCGAGGAGCGGCCGCCCUCAUCGCACAGCACCCCCGAGCGCGCGUGCCACCCCCAUGUCCGUCCGCAGCCUCCACCGGAGGGUGUCCGGAUCCGGUUUCGCUGGACAGCUGACCUCUGCCGCCAGCUCCAUGGGUCGCCAUCCAGGCCAGGGCAGCGAGCCGAACCUAAUCAGGAAAACUGCCGGCUCGAACCCCGCGUCAGCCACGGCCUCUGUACAGUUCGUCUAUCAUCCGUUCAACCGCCAGAUCGCCCGAUGGUGCCGCUCACAGUCAGAGUAUUCCUCUCUCCUCUUCUUAUCCCGCUGCAGGCGGCGGCCGUGGGCCGUGGCGGCAGUCCAACUCCCCCUGGUGACUCGGAAAGAUUCGCAAUGGCCGCUGCCUUCACAAUACGCAGACAUGGCAGCUGCCUGUCCGUGGCGCUCACCGCAGCAAUGACGCCUGUGAGCGCCGACACUGUGACGUCAGCAGCAGCAGCAGCAGCAGCAGGAGCAGCAGCAGAAAUGCACAUAUCCAGCACAUUCUGGGACCAAGUGUGCAAUGAGAGUUAUUGUUGCUUACCGAAGGGAAUUUUAGAUUCGAAGAUUAUGUAAACAA